Delphinapterus leucas (beluga whale) is the source of this 1610-nucleotide messenger RNA. It is a transcript of the gene PROCA1, whose product is annotated as protein interacting with cyclin A1. Gene Ontology annotation, biological process: arachidonate secretion; phospholipid metabolic process. NCBI's taxonomy places the organism in Eukaryota, Metazoa, Chordata, Mammalia, Artiodactyla, Monodontidae. The record is from RefSeq and is a predicted model, not a curated record. Gene Ontology annotation, molecular function: A2-type glycerophospholipase activity.
UCGAGACAUGGACCAAUGAUUGAGGACUGGGGUCCUGAGGACCUAGAGAACCGCCUGCGCGUUCAGUUGGGGUGGUCCGGUUGAAGCCAGAGCUGAGGCCUCUGGUUGUAAGGCUGGAAGGCAUUGCUGUGCCGCACCGGGGGCCCAAGCCGCUGCCCAAGAAAUGCGGGGCUUGGCUGGAGCCCAUGGUCCAGCGGCCAACUAGUCGCCGGGGCUGGGGUGGGAGGUUUCAUUGACUCUGGGGCAGGAAAAAGGCUGGAAGUUCCACAGGUGACAUCACAAUCGCCUCCAGAUGUAGGCGGGGUCAGGGAGGCAUUUCCCCGGAAACGGGAGCCGCCCUGCCUUGCUCCGUCCUCUUCCCUCCUUCCCUUCCUUGGUUACUCCCUUCCUUCCUCCCUCCCUCCCUCCUUCCCCAGUUCUGCUGCCCGGGUACCCCACCUGAAACCCUACCCCUUGUGCCGCAAGGUCGGGGGGAGCGCCUCAGCUCUCCAGACUGGGAGGAUUCUGUACAAAUGAGCAUCACCUAUAUAAACAGGUUACCCAGCUGGGAGAGAGGACAUCUGCUGGCUGGUGUAGCGUCCAGCACUGACGCAUCUACCUUCUCCUCUGAAGGUGAAUUCCAGGACACUGAUGGGUGCUGCUGGAAACACAGAAAGCGCACCGGGCGCGUCAUCCAUCCCUUCACCUCUGACUAUGGCCACCACGCCGUGCACCUGCACUCUAUCAGCCACUGUGACUGUGAGUCUAGGCUGAAGGACUGCUCAGAGAAGACAUAUAGCAGUUCCGGAGAUGUGGGCCUAACCUGCUCCCAAGAUGUGGACUCGGCCUGUUUCAACAUCAUCCAGUGCCCAUGCUUUGAGCUCAUCCCAGAGGGAGAGUGUGUGGAGCGGUUCUGGUGUGGCUGCUACAGGCCUCUCUCUGUGGCAGUGAUCCACCAUCCCAUCCACCGUGAGUGCGGGGCAGAUUACCUAAACCAAGAAGAGGAAGAGAAGGAGGAGGAGGAGGAGGAGGAAGAAAGCAAGCCUCCCAUCCCGACCCAGGUGGGGCCCCCUGCCCUCCUCACCAACACAGGUAUGGGCAUGGUCACAGGUACCCCUGACUUAGCAGCUCCCAUCACCAUCUGGCGUUCCGAAAGCCCCACAGGGAAGUCCCAGGGCAAUAAGAUGAUCAAGAAGAUAAAGAAGAAAAAGGGGAAAGAGAAAGACAAGGAGGAGGAGACGGACGAAAAAGCAAAGGUGAAGAAAAAAGUCAAGAAGGGCAAGUUGACUAAGAAGAAAAGCCCAGUUAAAUCAGAAUCACCUCCAGGCUUACACCGAUCGUUAAGCCCAAGAGAGCUGGCCAGGAUGUCAGAGUCCAGCGCAGACAGCUGGCGAGAUCUGGAGAGUGAGGACAGUUACAAUGACCCUGGGCGGGAGGAACCCUCCAGUGAGGAUACUGUGGAGUCUUUAUCACCCAGGAAGAGAGAGAAGAACGGGGUCCAGGCCAAGAAGCCCAGGAUGAAGACCUCACCAGUCAAGAAGGUCAACAAGAGGAAAUCUCCCCCAGCAUCAAACCCCAAUCUCAGUUGAGGCCAGGGCGACCAGGGCGAAGAAUAAAUACGAUCAAACCUG